Messenger RNA from Aspergillus aculeatus ATCC 16872, 794 nucleotides. RefSeq names its product putative DRAP deaminase. The transcript has a single exon. The record is from RefSeq and is a predicted model, not a curated record. Bases 59 to 598 code for a protein of 179 amino acids. NCBI's taxonomy places the organism in Eukaryota, Fungi, Ascomycota, Eurotiomycetes, Eurotiales, Aspergillaceae. Gene Ontology annotation, molecular function: catalytic activity.
CGCCACUGCCCUCCCUUCGGCCCUCAUCUUCUUUCCUGUCUUCCCAGGUCAUACUGCGAUGGGCUCGACGACCGCAUACCCGCGCCUACCAGCCGGCGACCACAAAGCCUAUAUGGAAUACGCCCUUGAUCAAGCGCGACUGUCCCCCCCAGCACCCACCAAGUUCUGUGUUGGGGCCGUUCUGGUUGAUGCUGAUAAGGACGAGAUCCUAUCCACAGGGUAUUCCAUGGAAUUACCCGGGGAUCGACCCGGGGAUCCGGGCAACACCCACGCCGAACACUGCUGCUUCAUCAAAAUCGCCGACCGGCACAAUGUGCCUGAGGAGAGGAUUGGGGAAGUGCUCCCGAAGAACACCGUCUUGUAUACCACCAUGGAGCCCUGCAACAGGAGGCUGAGUGGCAAUCGGACCUGCUGUGACAGGAUCAUCGGACUGGGGAACGCGAUCAAGGUGGUCUACGUCGGAAUCACGGAGCCGGAAAAGUUCAUCGGCGAGAACACGGGACGAAAGCGGUUGGAGGAUGCAGGCGUGCGAGUGGAGUUGAUCGAGGGAAUGGAAGACCGUAUAACCGAGGUCUCGACUGCGGGGCACGAUGGCUGAAUUUGUUUUUGUGUUGUACCAUACCGGUUGCUGGUGGACAGACCUGGCAGUUGAACUACCUCUUAACGUCUCAAGCAACAGUCCUACCCUGGUUGUGGUCAUGGUUUUGCAUAGAUAAAACAAUAAGUAUUCGUGUUGGGAUAGGAUGGAUAAUCAUAUUUCGCUCUGCGAAUUCUGAGAUAGAGAGUAGAGAAGG